Messenger RNA from Aspergillus piperis CBS 112811, 1376 nucleotides. RefSeq lists its product as uncharacterized. Lineage: Eukaryota; Fungi; Ascomycota; Eurotiomycetes; Eurotiales; Aspergillaceae. The record is from RefSeq and is a predicted model, not a curated record. Bases 114 to 1211 code for a protein of 365 amino acids. The transcript has 5 exons.
CCACAAGUCCCCUCUCUUCCCCCCCUCCCUGAGAUGGGAAACUUAUAUGGAAUCGCCUGACCCGCCUGGUCGCUGCUCCCUGCAUCGCUGACUCGUAUCGCCGGCCGUGCAGGAUGACUUACGAAGAGAAUCGGUACUGGAAGAAUGUCCUGACCAUCGUACCCAUCAUUGGUGCUGCCCUGGCCACCGUUUCGUAUGUCCUGCGACUAUAUUCGCGGCGCUUCACCACCGCCGGUCUGAAAGUAGAGGACUGGUUGAUGGGCGUGGGCUUGAUUCUUUCCUACUGCGCAACCGCCUUUGUUGUGGACACCGCAUUCAAUGGCGUGGGUUUACCAGUUAGCUCUCUGCCGGCCAACGAACGGCAACGUAUUCAAUUUGGUUCAUGGAUGAUUCAGAAGUUUUGGGCGCCGUCCGCUGCGUUUGUGAAGAUAUCGAUCGUCGUGUUCCUGAAGCGUCUACUGGGAACGGUGCGCGCGUAUGCAAUUAUCUCGAAUAUCCUGAUUGGCUUUAUUGCCUGUUGGGCCGUCACGGCGCUGCUGGUCAAUAUAUUUCAGUGCACUCCAGUUCAAUACUACUACGACAAGGAUCUUAACGGGCAUUGCAUGAGCGGUCAGCGAGCCUUCUUCCAGGCGAUGGGAUCGAUUUCUUUGGUUGAGGAUGUCAUUGUGCUGUGUCUACCCACACCUAUCGUUUGGGGGCUACAGAUCACCUUUCGUCAGAAAAUUGCCGUGACGCUCGUGUUCUCCUUGGGUGGACUGGUCUGUAUAUUCAGUCUGAUGCGUCUGAUUGAGUUCCGUAACUUCGUCACUACCGACCUGGCUUCCUCGAGUGCCAAAGAAUCUGUCUGGACUUGUCUCGAACUCGAUGUAGCUAUCAUUUGUGGCUGUCUGCCUCUCAUGAAGCCGCUGAUUCAGGGCUUCCUCGGCAAAGUGCGAAGCGGAGUCUCCAAAGCCCGUUCCCACCCGUCAUCCGGCACGAAGCUAUACUUUCCCAACGGCACCACCCACAACAACGAUGGAUUUCGCCAGAUCAACGAUCCGUUGAGCUCCAUGGCCUCCAAGAACGCUCAUAUCGCUGCCGAUGAGAGUCGAAGAAGUUCCGACGUUGAGCUGCAGGGCAUCGCGGUAACCACCCGAAUCGACCAGGAUAUCGACCGCCCGCGUACCGGAAAUUCGACAGAUGUCUCCGCCGAACACGUAUGGCCACGGUGAAAGGUACUGCCAGGGUGAUAGUCAGUACUGGGCCUACAACAGUGCAGCAGCUUAUGAAGUGCUACUGGACGCGGCUGGACGAAGGGAUCAGCCCGCACCCCGACCCCCGCAUGCUGCACUCAUUAGAGACGAGGGACCUCGCAUGCUUGUUCCAUGCAAGGUCGG